This is a messenger RNA of Seminavis robusta, 474 nucleotides long. Lineage: Eukaryota; Bacillariophyta; Bacillariophyceae; Naviculales; Naviculaceae. The record is from the annotation of a GenBank genome assembly.
AUGCGAAAAAAGGCCCACGGAACAUCGGAGACACCCGUGCAGAAUCCACUUCGGUGGGGAUGUGACACCAAAACGGCCGAUCGUAUUGCAAACUUUAACAGACAUUAUGCUGAACGUUCCGGGUACUGGUUGACCACGUCGUUCAUGGACGAAGCGACCGCCAAUGGGACUCCAGAUGAGAAACAUCCAGUGGAAUUCUAUGACAGCAAUACGGGAAAACCCAUUUUCCGAGCACCGAUUGGGCGAACGUGGGAGGAUUUUGUCGCCGAGAGUCGAAAACACGGUUGGCCCAGUUUCCGCAAUCAAGAAGUCGUUUGGGAAAAUGUGCGAGUCCUAGAAGAUGGAGAGACGGUUUCGGCGGAUGGUACACACUUAGGCCAUAAUCUACCGGAUGGUCAAGGGUACAGAUACUGCAUCAAUCUGGUUUGCAUUUCAGGGAACCCAGAAGAAGACAAUGCACGCAAACAGUUGUAG